AUGCCUUCGGCUACCGGCAAGCGGAGGUUGGCGAUGCCAGAGCAGAUCGACCGCACACGGGUGGCACCUGCUCCAGACCCAGAACGUCUGCCGCCCUCUGUGAUUGCCGAACGGGCUGCAGCUGCUGCCGCUGUCUCGUCGUCGGCGGCGGCCGCAUCUCCGCCUCCGCGCCCCCCAGUAACUGCUCAGGCGACAACAGCGGCAACAAUUCCCUCGUCCUCCUCUGUUCCAGCCCCAACACCCGCAGACGAGAAACACCACAAGCUCCACUGUGUCAAGCUCCGUUCCCUCGCAAAACCCCUCGACCCCAAAGUCCCUCGAGACACGAGCCGCGCCGUCGAGUGGACAGUGGACGAGACGGGCGACAAGGUCCGCGCAUGGCUGGGCGGAGUUGGCAAGUACGCGCCAACCACAACGGCAGCGGCACUCGGCACACGCAAGGCAGAGCGCAUAUGGGUCCCGGACGUCAUGCCGGGAGGCAAGCUGUUCGACACACUGGUCCCCCAGUCCAAGCUCGCGCGCGAUGGUAUCUCCAUCCUCUGUAUCUCGCAGAAACCAGGGCCGCGCACCGCCGUCGUCCUGGACCUUGCGACGUCGGCGGGGGAACAAAUGAACAUGGGUGACGUCCUCGUUCUCGUUCGCGGAUGGCCUUGA
Apiotrichum porosum is the source of this 654-nucleotide messenger RNA. RefSeq lists its product as uncharacterized. NCBI's taxonomy places the organism in Eukaryota, Fungi, Basidiomycota, Tremellomycetes, Trichosporonales, Trichosporonaceae. The record is from RefSeq and is a predicted model, not a curated record. The transcript is spliced from 2 exons. Bases 1 to 654 code for a protein of 217 amino acids.